This is a messenger RNA of Coccidioides immitis RS, 300 nucleotides long. RefSeq lists its product as uncharacterized. Lineage: Eukaryota; Fungi; Ascomycota; Eurotiomycetes; Onygenales; Onygenaceae. The coding region runs from base 1 to 300 and encodes 99 amino acids. The transcript has a single exon. The record is from RefSeq and is a predicted model, not a curated record.
AUGGAUGAAUUCCAAGUCAAGGAGGGAGAGAGGCCCAAGGGACCGGUUGGGACAUGUUUUGAGGGGCGGAAGCGUCGGCCUGGCAGACUGGCAGUGCACGAGAUGGCGUUGGCCGGCCGGGAGGUCGUUACAGGCGUGGAUAUCCUCUCAAGCAGUCGACGUUGGCCGAGUUCGUGCUCGAUCGCGCCCUGGGGAUCCAGCGGUUCGCGAAGUCCCGUCGGCCGGCGCCACAAUAAUUUUGGCGUCCUCGUGCCCAACUGCACCCGGUGGGAAGGAAGUCACUCUGCGCUUGCCUUGUGA